Molecule: messenger RNA, 1386 nt
Organism: Punica granatum (pomegranate)
Lineage: Eukaryota; Viridiplantae; Streptophyta; Magnoliopsida; Myrtales; Lythraceae
Source: RefSeq, a predicted model, not a curated record
AUUCACAGGCGUAACGACAGAGGUGGUUCACUGCUCCCGUCCCGUGCAGGCCAACCGCUGAAUUGAAAGAAGCCGACAAACACUCUCUAUCUCUUCUUCUUCCUCCUCGACUUCUCCGAUGCCACCACAGAAGGAGCUCCUGCUCUCACCCAUAACGUUGGGCGGGAAUUGUAGCUCAAUGGGUCCUCUAGCACUCGCAUGCGAUUCAAACGGCUCGUCGGGAGUCCCUUUAGGUACCUGUAAGGGGAAGACUCAGUCCUUGCAGCUGAAGACGCAGGAGUUCUUCGCGUCAGUCAACAUGGGAGAACAAAACCCAUUCGAUUUCUUCCGUACUCUAGUUGAUGGUGUUAUAGCAGGAGGUACUGCUGGUGUUGUUGUUGAAACUGCUUUAUAUCCCAUUGACACCAUAAAGACACGGCUUCAGGCCGCGCGUGGUGGAGGAAAAAUAGACCUGAGAGGCUUGUAUUCUGGGUUGACUGGGAAUCUUGCUGGUGUCUUACCGGCUUCUGCCUUGUUUGUUGGUGUCUAUGAACCAACAAAGCAGAAGUUGCUGAGGAUGCUCCCUGAAAAUCUGAGUGCAGUUGCUCAUUUGACAGCUGGUGCCAUAGGAGGAAUCGCUGCUUCUCUUAUACGUGUUCCAACAGAGGUUGUAAAGCAAAGGAUGCAAACUGGGCAAUUCAAAUCAGCCCCUGAUGCUGUUCGACUUAUCCUCUCAAAAGAAGGUUUUAAAGGGUUUUAUGCUGGAUAUGGGUCCUUUCUAUUGCGAGACUUGCCAUUUGAUGCUGUCCAGUUUUGCAUCUAUGAGCAGCUUAGAAUUGGCUACAGGGUUGCGGCACAAAGAGAUCUGAAUGACCCCGAGAAUGCUAUCAUCGGUGCUUUUGCAGGUGCCCUAACUGGAGCCAUAACAACUCCUCUCGAUGUGAUCAAGACUAGGCUAAUGGUCCAGGGAUCUGCAAACCAGUACCGGGGUGUAUUUGAUUGUGUACAAACGAUUGUGCGAGAAGAAGGGCCUUCUGCUCUUCUCAAGGGAAUUGGGCCGAGGGUACUGUGGAUAGGCAUUGGGGGUUCGAUAUUCUUCGGAGUCCUCGAGAGCACGAAGCGGAUACUAGCUCAAAGGCACUCUUCACUUCCUCCACUUCCGGAAAAGAAGAAGCAUAGCUAAGAGUUAUGUCACUAAUAGAGCUGGUUCUUUACACUGUUUUUGCUCCUCAAAAGAUGAGACCAUCCAUGCCAAAAGCCGAGAAUAAGUAGAAAACAUCCCAGCUUGGGAUAAGCAUAUGAUUAGUGCAUUGAUGCUUGUAUUCAACUUCUUUGGAGGUAACUAUCCAUUGUGACGUGCAAUUUCAUUUUCUCAUCUAUCAGAUGUUCGGUAAGUUGGCAAGCUUA